GUGCCCCUGGGCCCCUUUGUAGUAAGACUUGCCAGAAUCGGAAGAACAACUGCCAUCUCGGAGGCGCGGCCGGGGGCGGAAUCGGAGCCGCCCCUGGAGGCAGAGCCGGGCCCAGCAGCGGGGCCUGAGGGAGAGAUGGAGCCGCGCGGCCGCGGGCGGGAGAGGGCGGACAUCGCCGACCUGGAGAGGCACAUGCUGCAGGCCUCGACCGGCCCGGUUCCGCCCGCGCCCUCGUCCGGCGGCAUGGUGUCCCGCACGCGCUCGCGCUCCUGGUGCGACGCGGAGGCGCGCAUCCUGGCGUCUCCGGACCUGCGGCAGCAGCGGUUGCUGCGCGAGCCGGGCGGCUUCCGCCGCGACUUCCUCCACGCGCGGGCGGGGGAGCAAGGCCUGGAGAUCCCCGAGAGGCCCGCCGCGUGGGGCACCCGGCUCCUGCGGCAGAUCUCCGACCAGUACUGGCAGCUGGACGAAGAGCAGGUCGUGUCCCGGGAGGCCUACCUCUUCGGACUCGACCAGUGGGGCGACGACCUCUGGCGAGACUGCGCGGAGGGCGGGGCCACGCAGCCCUGCCCGCACACGCUGAGCAAGUGCGGCAUCGCUUUCGUGAUCUUCAAGGCGAACUGCGGCUGCGCUGUGCUGUACCAGCCCAGGGCGUGGAGGAACGGCGGGCUCGUGCUCUCCGCCGCAGCGUUUCCGACGGUGGCGGUGGUGUCCAUCCUGUGCGCGGCGAGGCUGCUGCACGCCCGCAUGGUCGCCGGCGGGCGCUUGAACCUGGUCGGCGCCGAGGAGGGCCGCAAGCUCAGUUACGGCGACCUCAUGGAGCAGGCGCUCGGUCCCCGGGGCCGCACCGCGAUCAACACCAGCAUCGUGCUGCUGCAGAGCGGGACGUGCUGCUCCUACUUCAUUGUCAUCGGCUCGCUGAUGCAGAGCGUGUGCUUCAGGACCGUGCCCCUGCAGCGGCUGAUCGUGGCCCAAUUGCUCAUCAUGCUUCCGCUCGCAACUGUGCGGAAGGUGGCCAAGCUCUGGCCCCUCAACCUGUUGGGGACCGUGCUGGUCAUUGCGGGCACAAUGAUCGUCAUGUGCGAGGAGGGGCAGCAGCUCGUCUCGGCUGGCCCGGCGAAGGGCAUCGAAGCAGCGAACUUCGAGGACUUCUUCGUCUGCCUCGGCACCGCCUGCUUCAUGUUCGAGGGCAUCGGCCUCGUGCUGCCCGUGUACGAGAGCAGCCGGGAGCCCGCCACGUUCCCGCGCCUGUAUUGCGCCGUGAUGUGCGCCACCGCGAUGAUGGUGAUCACGGUGGGCUGCCUCGGGUACCUGGCCUACGGCGACGGCGUCGACAGCCUGAUCUUGUUGAACCUGCCCGCGGGCGGCCUGCAGGCGUUCGUCCGGCUCGCCUUCGUGGUGCAGGUGGUGUGCUCCUUCCCCCUGCAGCUGCUGCCCGCGGUGCGCCUCGUGGAGGACCUCUUCUUCAGGCCGAUGUCCAACCCGCCGCUGGCGCGCAAGUGCUGGAAGUCCUGCUUCCGGGCGGCCUACGUGGUCUUCCUGGCCAUGGUGUCCGUCGGGGCCUCCACCUCGCUGGACAACUUCGUGAGCCUCAUCGGCGCCGUGUGCGGCGUGCCGCUGGCCUUCGUCUUCCCCGCCAUCUGCCACUUCCACAUCGCGGCCCGGGGCGUGCCCGCCCAGCGGCUCUGCGACGCCUGCCUCGCGGCCGGCGGGGUGGUGCUGGCCCUGGCCGUGUCCUGGGUCAACAUCGCGGCGUGGGCGCGGCAGGUCGGCUCCUGAGGGCCCCCCGGGGGGGGGGGCUCCGGGGCCUCGCGGCUGGCGGGGAGGUGCUGGCACCACGGCCGCGCCCCGAAGAAGAGCAGACGGCCUCAACAGAGCUCUCGACGGUCCGCGCGGAUUUCCUGGGUCUGCGCGGGGGCCCCCCUGACGGCGCCUCCGGCGCCACCCCUGGCGCGCUCCGCGCGGCAGGGAGGGGAGCCAGCGCCGAUCUGAGAAGCGCCUGCGGAUCGUCGGAAGCUUCUGUUUCGGCAGUUGUGUUAUUCCUCUUGUAUCCCGGGCGCGGGCGCGGCAGGUUGGGUCCUGACGGCCCUGGGGGCUCGAUGGGGCGAGCACGGAGCAUUCCACGACCGAUGGUUGCAAAGGCCCUACGGCCGGUGCCGCCAACCUUGGAGGGGGA
This is a messenger RNA of Prorocentrum cordatum, 2173 nucleotides long. The record is from the annotation of a GenBank genome assembly. NCBI's taxonomy places the organism in Eukaryota, Dinophyceae, Prorocentrales, Prorocentraceae.